Messenger RNA from Camelina sativa (false flax), 1447 nucleotides. The record is from RefSeq and is a predicted model, not a curated record. NCBI's taxonomy places the organism in Eukaryota, Viridiplantae, Streptophyta, Magnoliopsida, Brassicales, Brassicaceae.
AUUUUUUUUUUCGCUUUCAUCGUUCAAGAAAAGUAUUGCAGAGUACUCUCACACACAACUCACUCUCAGUCUCAGCACAUGAAUUAAUUUGAAGCUUCUCGAAAUUUCUGUUCACAUCAUUUAACACGACACCGUCUUCGGGUGAAGGAAUCUCUUCUCUCUUUUGCCCUAAAGCGAGUUAGGGUUUAACACACAAGUAUAACCUUUUUGAUUUGUGUCUCUUUGCUCUGUUUUUGUCGGCUUGUGUAACCGAUCAACUCAAGCUAUUGGCUCCUCACACCCUGAAAUUUGACUUCUCCAAUGGAUCUCAAAGCUUCUCUUAUAUGAAUCAUCUCCCCACCCUCACAAUAUCUUUAUAUAUGAGCCACAAGAACAAGACCCAGUAGCUGCGGCGGCCAUGGACGGUGGUUACGAUCAAACCGGAGGAAAUUCUAGAUACUUUCACAACCUCUUCAGACCUGACCUUCAUCACCAACUUCAACCUCAGCCUCAUCUCCACCCUCUGCCUCAACCUCAACCUCAACCUGAGCCUCAGCAACAACAAUCAGAUGAUGAAUCUGACUCCAACAAGGAUCCAGGUUCCGACCCGGUUACCUCGAGUUCAACUCCUGGGAAGCGUCCACGUGGGCGUCCUCCGGGAUCUAAGAACAAGCCGAAGCCACCGGUGAUAGUGACAAGAGAUAGCCCCAACGUGCUUAGAUCUCAUGUUCUUGAAAUCUCAUCUGGAGCCGACAUAAUUGAGUGCGUUAACACUUACGCUCGCCGGGGAGGAAAAGGUGUCUCCAUUCUCAGUGGUAACGGCACGGUAGCUAACGUCAGCAUCCGUCAGCCGGCAACGGCUCAUGCGACUAAUGGUGGAGCCGGAGGUGUUGUUUCUUUACAUGGAAGGUUUGAGGUGCUUUCCAUCACUGGUACGGUGUUGCCACCGCCUGCGCCCCCAGGAUCCGGUGGUCUUUCUGUCUUUCUUGCCGGCACACAAGGUCAGGUGGUCGGAGGAUACGCGGUGUCUCCGCUUGUGGCUUCGGGUCCAGUGGUACUAACGGCUGCAUCGUUCUCUAAUGCAACUUUCGAACGGCUUCCGCUUGAGGAUGAAGGAGGAGAAGGCGGAGGAGGAGAAGUUGGAGAGGGAGGUAGUGGAGCAGGAGGUGGUGGUCCACCGCAGGCCACGUCGGCAUCUUCACCACCGUCUGGAGCUGGUCAAGGACAGUUAAGAGGUAACAUGAGUGGUUAUGAUCAGUUUGCCGGUGAUCCUCAUGUGCUUGGUUGGGGAGCCGCAGCCGCUCCAAGACCACCUUUUUAGAAUUGAAAAUUAUGUCCGUAACAUAGCUGUAACCAAAUUUCAUUUUUCAUAAUAAAAAAAAAAAAAAAAAAUCAUUCUAUGGUAACAACUUCUUCUUGAUAAUUUGAGGUUCGUUUGGUUUUAAUAUAGUUGAUCAUAUUUGAAAUA